Rotaria sp. Silwood1 is the source of this 492-nucleotide messenger RNA. NCBI's taxonomy places the organism in Eukaryota, Metazoa, Rotifera, Eurotatoria, Philodinida, Philodinidae. The record is from the annotation of a GenBank genome assembly.
AUGUCAACAUUAUCGCCAACUGACCUUCCUAAUGAUGCAUCAAAUGUUCUGUAUGAAAAUCGCGAACAUUUUCAAGCUAUUUUUACUAAUGAUUCUCGAUUUUUUGAUACAAGUCUUCAUUUAUUUAAAUCUUAUUGUGCAUUAGGUUAUAUUCAAACAGGUGAUGAAAAAGCUAAAAAAAAUAGUUUUCCUUUUCUAACAAUAUCACCACAUGGAUAUAGACAUCGUUUGAAAACACGAUUGUUAGGUAUAACUCAUAAUAAUAAUAAUUCUACUGAAACAAUAAAAGCUUUAUUAACGCCAACAUUAGUAAGAAAACAAGAUCUUUUAAUUCGUAAUCGAACCGGUUCAGACUCUUUUACUAAUGAGACAAUAAAUCGUCAUGAAAAAUCGUCAACAGUUGUUCAAUAUCAACCAUCAACAAUACCAACCGUUAACAUUGCUAAUGAUAACCAAAUCGAUGAAGCUGAGAUAACUAUAACAAAACUAUAA